Anguilla rostrata (American eel) is the source of this 1088-nucleotide messenger RNA. Its product is annotated as high choriolytic enzyme 2-like. Gene Ontology annotation, molecular function: metalloendopeptidase activity; zinc ion binding. Gene Ontology annotation, biological process: proteolysis. NCBI's taxonomy places the organism in Eukaryota, Metazoa, Chordata, Actinopteri, Anguilliformes, Anguillidae. The transcript has 10 exons. The record is from RefSeq and is a predicted model, not a curated record. Bases 116 to 913 code for a protein of 265 amino acids.
AUAUUUUUGAAGUUAUUUAUUUGUGUAUGAGUCAGAAUAUAUAAACCAAAUUCGGAUGCACUCAUUUUGCAUCUGAGCAUUUCUUUCACUCAGAAAGGCUGGGACUUUGGCUCCAAUGGCUUUCUUCACAUUUCCUGUGGGUCUCCUGACCCUUCUGCUGGUUUCAUCCACCUGGGCAGAUGAGGGUCUGAAGAUAGAAAAUACCUUUGAAGAGGAUCUUUCUGUCUCAACCUUACUUGAGAAAGCAAACCGGAAUGUAGUACAUGACCCCAAUGAGCCAACCAUUGUGGAUGACAUUGCCAUUGUCUCUGAGAAGAAUGCAGACCCUUGCACAUAUCGUGGUUGCCUGUGGCCUAAGUACUCUGAUGGGAUAGUUUAUGUGCCCUAUGUCAUCGCCAACCAAUACUCAUCCCGUGAGUUAUCCAUUAUUGAGCGUGGGCUUGAGUCCUUUGCUUCCUCCACCUGCAUACGUUUCAUACGCCGCACCAAUCAGAGAGACUAUGUGCACAUCCAGUCUCAAAACGGGUGUUAUUCAUAUGUGGGGCGGCUUGGUAAUGGCCAGGUAGUGUCUCUAAGUCGUCAAGGCUGCAUCUACCAUGGUACAGUACAGCACGAGCUCCUGCAUGCUCUGGGUUUCAACCACGAGCAGACGCGCAGUGACCGUGACAACCACAUCCGCGUCCUCCUGCAAAACGUUGUCUCCGGUAUGGAACACAAUUUCAAUAGAAUUGACACCAACAACCUGGCGACUCCAUAUGAUUACAACUCUGUUAUGCAGUACCAUAGGUAUGCCUUCUCCAAGAACAACCAGCCAACUAUGGUGCCUAUCCCAAACAACAAUGUGGAAAUUGGGGCAGCCACACAAAUGAGUUACAAUGACAUCUUGAGGAUCAACAGGCUGUACCAGUGCUAAUGAAACAAGCUGUAUGAAGUCCAAACUGAGGAAUCCCCAUAAAUUGCUCCAAAGACGAACUUUCACUUUCUUUUACAGCAUAUGUUCAGUGCUGACAUCUUUCCUUUUAUAGAAAUGUGGGGGUACAAUAGAGAUCUGUGCCCAAUCCCAAUAAACCUAUAUAUCUGCAAAGAAA